GGUGGGUCAUCAGGAGAAGGCUCUUCAGGAAGAGGAAAGCUUCCUUUAUGGAGACCUGUAGGCAGUGUUGUGGGGGCAUGUCUCCACACCAUGCACCCGCCUGGGUGACCUCCACAUAUAAACAGUGCCUCCCUGCCCCUCUGUAGGAGUCCUGAAAGAACAGCCUGCAGUCCAACCCUGCAGGAGUCCCAGCUGAGGCCACAGGAGUUUAAGCCCACUCUGAACACGGAGCCCUUUUCCAGGUUCUCUCUCUCUCAUCCUGAUUCUUGCCACUGGAAGCAGGACCUGGCAACCACUGAUCCACUUCUCAUCACUAGACUAUAGUUCUGCCUUUUCUAGAAGUCCAUAUAAACAGAAUCAUACAGACACUGUCCUCUCCCUGUGUGAUGGCAUGCUCACGGACCUGCUCCCGCAUUCUGGGGCUGAGCCUCGGGACUACAGCCCUGUUUGCUGCUGUGGCCAACACACUGCUCCUGUUUCCUAACUGGGAUGUGACCUACCUGUUGAGGGGCCUCAUUGGCAGGCAUGCCAUGCUGGGCUCUGGGCUCUGGGGAGGAGGCCUCAUGGUGCUCAUUGCAGCUACCCUCAUCUCCCUGAUGGGCUGGAGAUAUGGCUGUUUCAGUAAGAUUGGGCCCUGCUGUAGGAUGCUUACCGCUCUGUUGUCAAGUGGCCUGGCUUUGCUUGGAGCCUUCAUUUGCUUUAUCACUUCUGGAGUAGCCCUGAAAGAUGGUCCUUUUUGCAUGUUUGAUGUCUCACCCUUCAAUCAGACACAGGCUUGGGAACAUGGUUACCCAUUCAAAGAACUGCAUAACAGGAAUUAUUUGUAUGACCAUUCACUCUGGAACUCUGUCUGCCUGGAGCCUUCUAAAGCUGUCAUUUGGCACGUGUGCUUCUUCUCCACCCUUCUGUGCAUCAGCCUCCUCCAGAUUCUCCUGGUGGUCAUUCAUUUCAUCAACAGCUUCCUGGGCCUUUUCUGCAGCCUCUGUGAGAAGUGACAGGUAAUGCCCUCUCAUACAUAAGUGUUUUCAUCAUGUGCUGCCUUGAACCUUUCCUGCAAGAUAGGGUACGAAUUAUAAACAAAUUUCCCUUUAGGAAGUCAUGUGGUAAUAAUAACAAUGAUUCCUUGCAUAUAUAUUGACUGAUACAAUGCAUUUAAAAUCAAUUACUACAAGAUGAUAUACUAAUAGAAGAAAUAGUUAAAUCAUUAUUAUUGUGUAGGAACUUAUAGUCCAUGAAAUGUCCUCCAGCCAUGAUCUCAUUUCAGCUUCUCAACAGCUCUGUAAAACUGGCCACAUGUUAGAGAUGAAGUUGAGGCUCCUAGAGGAUAAUGGACUUGCCACCCAAAAGCACUUAAUUAGGUUCAGGAAAAGUCAGUACCGGAGCCCCUACCUUCCAAAUUCAAGUUCACUAGCUUAUUAAUAAGACUGAAUUUUGUGGCUCCCAAAUUCAUAGGUUGACGCUCUAGCCUUCAAUGUGACUUUGGAGAUAGGACCUUUAAGAAGCUAACUCAGGCUGAGUGAGUGAAAGAUGCUCAGCCAUGUCCAACUCUCUGUGACCCCAUGGACUGUAGCCUUCCAGG
Molecule: messenger RNA, 1579 nt
Organism: Odocoileus virginianus texanus
Lineage: Eukaryota; Metazoa; Chordata; Mammalia; Artiodactyla; Cervidae
Gene: TM4SF19
Product: transmembrane 4 L six family member 19
Cellular component (GO): membrane
Source: RefSeq, a predicted model, not a curated record